This is a messenger RNA of Candidozyma auris, 285 nucleotides long. Its product is annotated as RNA-binding protein LSM5. Gene Ontology annotation, biological process: mRNA splicing, via spliceosome. Gene Ontology annotation, cellular component: U4/U6 x U5 tri-snRNP complex; Lsm1-7-Pat1 complex; U6 snRNP. Gene Ontology annotation, molecular function: RNA binding. The coding region runs from base 1 to 285 and encodes 94 amino acids. The record is from RefSeq and is a predicted model, not a curated record. Lineage: Eukaryota; Fungi; Ascomycota; Pichiomycetes; Serinales; Metschnikowiaceae. The transcript has a single exon.
AUGUCUGAAGAAAAAACGCAAGUCCAAGAGGCCAGAGACGAAUCUCCUAAGAAAGACACAGUUUUGCCUUUAGAAGUGAUUGACCGCGCCAUUGGGUCUGAGAUCAAGAUUCUCCUCACCAACAACAAGGAGUUUACAGGCAAGCUUGUUGGAUUUGACGACUUUGUCAAUGUUGUUCUCGAGGACGCUACAGAGAUCGAUGGUGACGGAAGUGAAGGAAAGAAGAUUAAGAGAAUGUUGUUGAAUGGGUCCCAGAUCGCCAUGUUGAGCCCGCCGUCAUUGUAA